UCAGUCACCAUGCCAAACAACUAUGACCGCUUUGAUCGCAUGUGGGGCCCCAGUCUAGCUGCUCACGCAUAUAAUGUCCAGGAGAGGACUCCUCUUAGACUUACCAAUAUCUUAUCGCUCACUGCACGAUCUCUUACUUUUCCUCAGCUAUCCGCAUGCUCAUAUUCACCCAUGUUACUUGGCUGGACCUAUGUCUUGCUAGUGCCGGCGUGUAUCUGGUCAUGCAAGCAUUCAGCAAGAAGAAUCCUGCACCAUAUCCCCCUGGACCUUCGAGGUGGCCUCUCAUUGGGAACAUCGCAGACAUUCCUCACAACAAGGCCUGGCUCACCUUCGCGAGGUGGGGCAAAAAAUAUGGUGACAUCUUGCAUGUCGAAGUUCUGGGUCGGCACAUCAUUGUACUGAAUUCUGUCAAGGCAGCGAUUGAAUUGCUAGACACAAAAAGCUCUAUCUACUCUGACCGUCCAGUUCUUACAAUGGGUGGUGAACUUGUUGGCUGGAAGUACGCUCUGGGUUUUCUCUCUUAUGGUGACCGUUUUCGUUAUUACCGCAAAACCAUCCACCGCAUCAUGGGGAGUCGCGCAGCUAUGAGUGUCUAUGAACCGAUCGAGGAAAUAGAGACCCGCCGAUUCCUGAAGCGCGUGUUUGCAAAACCUGAGCAACUGCAAACACAUAUUCGACACACCGCUGGCGCUAUCAUUCUGCGAAUCUCUUAUGGAUAUGAAGUACAGGAUGACAAUGAUCCUUUCGUCGACCUUGCAGACCGCGCAAUGCGUCAAUUAUCGCAGUCCAACGAUACUGGUGCCUUCAUGGUUAACAUCAUGCCAUGGUUGGCCAAUGUUCCCGAGUGGUUUCCUGGUGCUGGAUUCAAGCGCCUGGCCCGCGAAUGGCGCCAGACCCUCAAAGAGACUGUCGAUGCACCAUACACAUUCGCCAAGGAUCAGAUAGCUGCCGGGAUUGCCCCACUGUCUUUCACCUCAAAUCUGUUGAAAGGUCAUACUUUGUCUGCGGAGGAGGAUCACAUGGUGAAAUGGUCUGCUCUAUCUCUAUACACUGGUGGUGCCGACACGACAGUUUCUACAAUCUAUUCGAUUUUUCUGGCGAUGACACUGUUCCCUGAUGUGCAGAAGAAGGCUCAGGCUGAAAUAGAUGCUGUUGUUGGCACUGAUCGUCUUCCCUCCUUUGCAGACCGCGACUCCCUCCCCUAUAUCGAGGCCCUUGUGAAGGAAUCCCUACGCUGGCAUGUUGUCGUCCCUACAGCUAUCGCCCACUGCGUCUCUGAGGACGAUAUCUAUGACGGGUACUACAUUCCGAAAGGAUCCAUGAUCAUACCUAACAUCUGGUUCAUGCUCAAUGACCCGCAAACAUAUGCUAACCCCUCGCAAUUCAACCCUGAACGCUUCUUGGAUAAUGAUGGAAGAGAUCCCGAGCGCGAGCCUCGCACGAUCUGCUUCGGCUUUGGUAGACGGAUCUGCCCUGGUCUCCACCUCGCUGACGCUUCCAUCUGGAUAUCUACCGUGAUGUCGCUCGCCGUGUUUGAUAUUUCCAAGAUCGUCGAGAAUGGUGUUGAGCACACCCCUGAGAUUGACUCCUCAUCAGGCGCGAUCAGUCAUCCCAAACCCUUCAAGUGCUCUAUCAAGCCUCGCUCUGCGAAAGCUAUUGCGCUCAUUGAACAAGAUGUUGGCUAUUAAAGGCACGAAGAUGAUUAUUGUUGUUUAAAUCUGUCAUGCAUUCCAAUAUCAUACAUAUCUUAUGUCAUUAUACUGAAUCUAUGUUACUCAUGCAGGUGUGGUGUGCAUUAAUCUAGUAGUAUCGGAGAAGUGGUGCGGAUAGGCUUCUGCUUUGCUCUGAAAAAAAUGGCCGAAUACUGCGACAAUCUUACAACCUGGACAGGGCUAUGUACAGUUGACCUUGUGCGAAGGCCAAGUACAGCGCAUCCGGGAGGAUGAGUCCUUGGUAGUUGUUGAACGUCGUCGCAUAUGCAGGUCGUAAUGGAAACUGUUUAUGACUGACGGUCCAACGCAAGCGG
Suillus bovinus is the source of this 2026-nucleotide messenger RNA. Its product is annotated as cytochrome P450. Bases 156 to 1688 code for a protein of 510 amino acids. Gene Ontology annotation, molecular function: monooxygenase activity; oxidoreductase activity, acting on paired donors, with incorporation or reduction of molecular oxygen; heme binding. The transcript has 11 exons. The record is from RefSeq and is a predicted model, not a curated record. Lineage: Eukaryota; Fungi; Basidiomycota; Agaricomycetes; Boletales; Suillaceae.